GAUGAGCAGAGUGUCCCAUCAGCUGGUCGGCUACGUCCUGAGCAGGAGGCCCAGCGCAACCCAGCAACAUGAACAGCAGAGGACUGAUGGUAGCAAUCCCCACCCGCUACAUUGUGUCUUUCAUGGCGUUCAUGGGGAUCGCUGUGCAGUACACACUCAAGGUCAACCUGUCGGUAGCCAUCGUGGCUAUGGUCAAGACUGAGACGGCUUCCACUUCUCAUAUGAUCACUGACGUGUAUCCAUACAGCAACGACACAGCAUCACAGAGUGAGCCAGCCAGUGGCGGGGAGCUGGAAUGGGAUGAGGCUGACCAGGCACAAGCUCUGUCCAGCUACUACUAUGGCUAUGUGGCUACACAGCUGUUAGGGGGCUGGGUCUCUGAGUGUUUCGGUGCACGAUAUGUGUGUGGGCCUGCUGUACUGGCUGCAGGGUUGCUCUCAUUAGCUGCACCGGCCGCUGCACGAGCGGGGCUGCCAGCCUUCAUUGUACUACGCAUCGCAGUUGGAGCAGUCUCGGGUGUUGUAUUGCCUUCGGUCCACUGCUUAGUUGCAAAAUGGCUCACUCCAAAAGAAAGAACACAAUUAACAGGAUUAAUAUUUUCUGCUCCCAGUUUUGGAACCCUGAUUGCCAUGGCCAUUUCUGGCCUAUUGGUUGGAGCCAGUGAUUGGCCAAUGGCUUUCUACUUGUUUGGAGUAAUUGCAGUUAUCUGGUUUAUACCCUGGAUUUUUCUGAUUUAUGAUUGUCCUAGCAAACAUCCACGUAUUUCUCAAAAAGAGAAGUUGCAUAUACUACAAGGACUUGGUGUAAAAGAAGAUAGAGAAAAGGUGGCUGUACCAGUGCCAUGGGGCAAGCUGCUAACAUCCGUGCCUGUGUGGACAGCAAUACUGUUUCACUCUGGUACUGCCUGGGUUAUGUUCACAUUAUUGAGUGAACUACCAACAUAUCUGAAUACAGUGAUGCACUUGAGCCCUGAAAAGAGUGGGACAUUAUCAGCAGUGCCAUACCUCUUCGCAUGGAUUACUGGAAGCUUUUUUGGAUUCCUUUCACAAUGGCUGAGGGACAGAGGGUGGCUCUCUCAUCUAGCAGCAUACAAAGUUUUCAAUGGAAUUGCAGGAUUGGGUAGUGCAGCAGCACUUCUGGGAGUUACUCUGGCGGAAUGCGAUGAAACAGCUGUUGUGGUGUUGAUGGUGGUCACCACAGUGGCUAGCAGUGCACUGUAUGGUGGCAGCUGCCUCAACCACAUGGACCUCGCCAGGAACUUCUCUGGCACCAUUGCUGGCUUGCUGCAUACUAUCAUCACUGUUACUGGCAUUCUGGCACCUGUCACUGUUGGUGCUCUCACCCAAGGCAAUAAAACAUUGGCACAGUGGGACAAGGUGUUCUACAUAGCUGCUGCUACUUCUGCUGGUACUUACUUCUUAUACCUCGCAUUUGGAUCUGUUGAUGAACAGCCUUGGAAUGACCCACGAGAAAGCAAAUCCAUAACAAGAAAUGGAGUUCACAACAUAGAAGAGGAAAGCAACUAUAUCCCAGGAGAACAGGUCAACAAUUAUAUCUCCACAGACCAAGACAGCACUGAAAACUUCUCAGAAGAGGCUCAUGAAAUUAUUAAUUAUUAUAUAGAAAACACCAUUAAUCUUAACUCUAACUCCGCAGGGCGGGACAGCAAUCAUGCAGACCAGGAAAGCAACAGUGUUCUAAAAGAUCAAGCCAACAAUUACACCUCCUCUGAGCAGAACAGCUGUCACAGCUUUUCGGAAGAGGCCCGUGAAAUUAUUAAUCAUUAUGUAGGAGGGGCCAUUAAUCCUAUAAAAGAUAGCAAUCAUGCAGACCAGGAAAGCAACAGUGUUCUAAAAGAUCAGGCCAACAAUUACACCUCCUCUGAGCAGAACAGCUGUCACAGCUUUUCGGAAGAGGCCCGUGAAAUUAUUAAUCAUUAUGUAGGAGGGGCCAUUAAUCCUAUAAAAGGUAGCAAUCAUGUAGACCAGGAAAGCAACAGUGUUCUAAAAGAUCAGGCCAACAAUUACACCUCCUCUGAGCAGAACAGCUGUCACAGCUUUUCGGAAGAGGCCCGUGAAAUUAUUAAUCAUUAUGCAGAAGGGGCCAUUAAUCCUACAAAAGAUAGUAAUCAUAACUCAUGAUAUACUCAGAGACGAUUGUGAAAAUAUAUGAAUAAGUAAAGUUGUAGGAUCAUCAAAGAGAAGUGGCAUAUUGAUACUGCACAUUUUCUUGGAUUAUUUGUGGGCAUAAUUGCAAAAGAAAAUGAGAAACAUUUUAUUCCUCUGCAGCAAUUAAAUAGUAUCCAAGUAAAAAUAAUGCUGGACUGUAAUGUUAACCUUACUUGAUAUGUAUUCGAAA
Schistocerca nitens (vagrant locust) is the source of this 2358-nucleotide messenger RNA. Its product is annotated as sialin-like. Gene Ontology annotation, molecular function: transmembrane transporter activity. Bases 69 to 2141 code for a protein of 690 amino acids. The transcript is spliced from 9 exons. NCBI's taxonomy places the organism in Eukaryota, Metazoa, Arthropoda, Insecta, Orthoptera, Acrididae. Gene Ontology annotation, biological process: monoatomic anion transport; transmembrane transport. The record is from RefSeq and is a predicted model, not a curated record.